Molecule: messenger RNA, 1050 nt
Organism: Cantharellus anzutake
Lineage: Eukaryota; Fungi; Basidiomycota; Agaricomycetes; Cantharellales; Hydnaceae
Exons: 2
Coding region: 95-919 (274 amino acids)
Biological process (GO): mitochondrial translation
Cellular component (GO): ribosome; mitochondrial large ribosomal subunit
Molecular function (GO): structural constituent of ribosome
Source: RefSeq, a predicted model, not a curated record
GCACUUCCCCUCAGGUGUCCCAAAAAAUUAUGUUCCAAGCUCUCGUUCGACAGUCAACCAAGUUGUUGGCUCCAUCUUCCGCAAUACGAGUCGCAUGUAUAAGCACUCGAAUAAACUAUCUCAGCGUGAGCUUGCUCGUUUGGACUCGACACCAUUAGCAGUCCGGCGUCGUCGAGAGGCUCUGGGUGUACCAGAUGCAUCGAUGAACACUGGUGUCACUGCAGAUAAGCAGUAUGCCUACGAAAUGCAUAAAGCUCGAGGGAAGUUUCUUCAUCUUGCGGAGCCACCAAAGGUUUCCGAUUGGGUGAAAGAACGAGAAGCUCGGCAGCGCGUGAUCAGGGGUUAUGGCGUUGGACGAAAAAUCUAUCUUCCCAAUAUCAUCUUCCGUUUGGUCCCCAAUUAUACCCCUCCAGGCAAAGCAUAUAACCCUUACGAAGCCACCUUCCGCGUACCAUUAAGCCUCACCAAGACCGACGUUAGAGGUUAUCUUUUCGCCAUGUAUGGACUCAAAGUCACCUUCAUUCGUACCGACAUAUAUUACGCUCCGAUCGAACGACAAUUUCGCCGGCCAAAAGGGCGAAUGAAAUCCCACAAGACCUAUAAACGAGUAGUCGUCGGUUUGCACGAACCAUUUUAUUUCCCUCAUAUGCCUGAGGAAAUGACUCGGAAAGAACGCAGGGCUCAUCGAGAGUGGCUCGUGGCCAAGUUCAACAUUGACCAGGUUGAAGCCGCUAGAAGGAAAGCUCAGGUUCUUUCACUUGGGAUGAAACCUACAUGGCGAGGGAAAGUGAGCGGAAAGAAAAACAUCAUGAAGGCAGCGGCCAAACGACGGGAUUCGGUAGAAAGGCAACUUACGGGCAGGGUAAAACAGAUGAUGAAUUGGGGUAAACAAGCAAAGGCGCAGAGCGCCGAUUUGUAGGGAAUGUGUCUGGGACAAUCUAAUUAUUAGGGUACAUAUAUAAUUACAUGCAUAUAAUCAUGUCCUCCCGAAAGGCGGUGGAGCGCCUCUCCCAGUCAGAAUCUGCUGGUCAAUUACAUGUCCACUUUCGG